Necator americanus (New World hookworm) is the source of this 1062-nucleotide messenger RNA. RefSeq lists its product as uncharacterized. Gene Ontology annotation, cellular component: membrane. Lineage: Eukaryota; Metazoa; Nematoda; Chromadorea; Rhabditida; Ancylostomatidae. Bases 1 to 1062 code for a protein of 353 amino acids. The record is from RefSeq and is a predicted model, not a curated record. The transcript has 7 exons. Gene Ontology annotation, biological process: detection of chemical stimulus involved in sensory perception; sensory perception of chemical stimulus. Gene Ontology annotation, molecular function: olfactory receptor activity; G protein-coupled receptor activity.
AUGCAGACUUGUUCAUACGACAAUAUUACGAAGAACAAGCAGGAACAAUUGGAGUCGCUAUGUUGCCUCGAUUAUCGAACCUCAACUGAUAAAUUCUACCGUUCCGCUCAAGCGCUUCAUGUCAUCACCGGAAUACUUGGGAUUUACUGCUCUUUUCUAUACAUUGCUAAGUACUCAACAAAACAUCUACUACCUCAUAACACCAAGGUAUUCAUGUCUAUCACCUUAGCUGCAAUCGUGAUCCAUUCGAUUAGUGUCACUGCUCUUCAUAUUAUUCACCUCUUCCAGUCAUUCCGAGCUACAGCUGAUGAUCCGUGUAGCGUUCAGAACACCGCUAUUUUCUGCGCUCCAUUCCGUUAUACUUUUUCAUUUUGCGUACUCCUCAUGAUGCUGAACCAGUAUUUUAUAUACAUUGACAGAAUUCUGGACACAUUCUGGCAGUCGUACAAAACUGCCCAGAACUACAUCUUCACCUUUUUGCUCGCUAUUGAGGUACCCUUCACAACUUUUAUUAUUUUUUUCGUAUAUCGUCGAACUGAUCCAUCCGAAAUGUUGCUCUCCUGCUUAAAUGUGCCACCUUCAACCAUGAUGGAUGUGAGUAUCACAACCGCAGCGUUUCUUCCUCUGAACUGCCUCUGCCUUGUAAUGUCCAUCCUUCUCUUUCAAACGCAUCAGAGGAAAAUCAAAAAAUCGCGAUUCGACGUUGCACGACACUUCAAGGCGUCUAUGAAUCGAGACGCCAUGUCAUUUUUACGCUACACCACCGCCACACAGGCAGUAAUCAUAGUUAUGUACCCGAUUGUCGUGCUAACCUUCAGAUUCACCUCUCAUAAUACUCCAAGGACCUUGAAUAAAACGUUAGCCACGUUAGUUUACCUGUUCAACUGGUAUUGCUUACUUGUUCCCGUGGUUAUGAUAUACGCUGUAAAACGACGCCGUUCGGAACGACAACGACAAAUCGAUAAUGUUAUCGGACAGCAAAUUUCCGGAGAAGAAGCUUCUAACUACUAUUUUCGAUUGCUCAAGAACCAAUGGGAACAGGAAAUGGAAAGCAGAACGUAG